This is a messenger RNA of Bufo gargarizans (Asiatic toad), 2152 nucleotides long. RefSeq names its product protein SSUH2 homolog. The transcript is spliced from 12 exons. Gene Ontology annotation, molecular function: heat shock protein binding. Bases 371 to 1507 code for a protein of 378 amino acids. The record is from RefSeq and is a predicted model, not a curated record. NCBI's taxonomy places the organism in Eukaryota, Metazoa, Chordata, Amphibia, Anura, Bufonidae.
CAAAGGUGGCCAAAACUACCGUGAAGGGGCACAAAGAUAGGCAUAAGUACUUUGAAGGGGCACAAGGUGGACAAAACUGCAGUGAGAGGGCACAAUGUGGGCAUUAGUACUUUGUGGCAGAACUAAGGGGAAAUGCCCUUGAGUACCCUGCUAUACAUUGGGAUGACUCGGUUUUACAGGCCAGCGCAGCGCCCCCUGCUGGGCAUUUUGUGAUUAUAAUUUUUGCUUUAAACCACUUGUUCCAGAUCCAGCAGACAUCACGCCGACGCCAGUGGCACCCUGAUUGAGGUAGAACCAGUUGGUUCUUUCGUUUAUCGCAGGUGUGUUGGUUCCGCUGUGUACCCUGGGAUAGAUUUUAUCAGAGAAAGCAAUGACGUCAGCGCUAAUGAAUCCAGCUAUGGCUCCAGCCAUGACGUCACAGGGGGCUCCUCUUACUGCACCUGCAGUAGUCACUGAUGGUCCAACAGCGCCACCCUCUGACUGGGAGGUGAUUCCAGGGUAUGAAGGCAUGGGCAGCGAUGAUGGCGGUAAAUUUCUGCCCCCAGCCCAACCGGGGCUGAUGCCAGGCUCCAUGCCGACACCUGCAAACACCAGCUGGACAAUCCCAUCGGUCUCAGAAAAUGAUGCUAGAAAUGCCCUGAAGGAUUUUGCCAAAAAUAAAUGCUGCUACCGCACCACCCCUGCAGAGGAAAUGGACUUCCAUGAACUUCGACCUUUUAAUACAUACAGGUAUCGACUGGAGACGUUCACAGAGUCCCGGACAUGUAAAUGGGUCACCACACCUUACAAUGGUCAGUCUGUGGAUUCACCAGUAUUUGGCAUUCCCCCUCAGCCAUGGGAUGUACCCAUCCAGAUCCCAGCUAUGUUUAAAGAUGAGAUAAUGAAGAUGCCUGUUCCUCAUACAUCUUCCUUGAAGGCCUGUCCUCAGUGUCUGGGAAUCUGCAAGACGGUGUGCAAGAAGUGUCAUGGCACAGGCCGUGUGAGGUGCUGGGUUUGCAACGGGACUGGACGCCGUUUCGAUGACCCUUGUCACCGCUGCAGAGGACAAGGCACAGAAAGCUGCACCACUUGUCACAGCACUAGAUAUGAGAGGUGUGUGGGAUGCUCUGGACGCGGACAGAUCCUGAACUACAUUGAGCUGACUGUCACAUGGAAAAAUAACAUUUAUGAGUUUGUAGCCGAACACAAUUCAGAGUUUCCUACAGAUCUGUUCAAAAAGGUCAAUGGAGAAAUGAUCUUCAUGGAUGAGCAAAUGCUGUUGUCUCCCUUGGUUAAUUUCCCAGCUCAGUCCAUAAAUCAGUCUUCCCAGAAUGCCUUGCAGCAGCAUCGUACCCAGUUUUUUUCCACAAGUCGGGUGCUCAGACAGAGACACAGCAUCGAGUGGCUGCCGCUCACCAAGGUGGAGUACAUCUGGAGGGGGAAUCGCUAUGACUACUUUGUGUACGGAAAAGAGAACCAAGUGUACACUGACAACUAUCCACAGAAGUGCUGCUGCGUAGUCAUGUGACUUGUACCUGUCCCAGGACAGCACUCAUCAUGCCUAUUUCCAGAAGGUUCCUCAUGGGCGGAGCCUGUGAUGUUGCAGCAGCUCACAUGAUUGGGCUAUAUGAGGUCCUUUCCAGACAAUAAAAUCACAAUCCAGUGUAAUACUGGACCUCAUUACAAGGGUAUAUUCACACAUUGCUGCGCCAUAGCAAAACUACAUGCAGAUAAAAGUCGCUUUUGUCACAGUUCUAAUGUAAUUGCAGUGGGGGCUUAUUUACAUGUUUAUAUUUUCAGUUUCUACUGUUUAAUUAUACAAUUGUAUCAAUAUAUGAUCAAUGGGAGCAAUAAAAAAAAUAAAAAAUUUCCACUGGGGAAAACUAACCUCAAUCAUUGCCAAUAUUCUGGUGUGUAUGGCCCUUUAAGAACCAGUAUUACUAUAAAAUACCAGCACACAUUUUUGAUUGGAAACAAAUUGUCUUCCUUUUUUAGUGUGUGACCCUCUGCAUGACCGCACAAUAUGUAGCUUUACGUAUGUGCAUUCAUCAGAUUUUAUGUAGUGCAUCGUUAUUUAUGCUUUGUGGCAUAUUUUAGGAUUGUGUCCACUCAAUACAAUAUUUUUUUGCUCCAGUGUCUCUAAAAUAAUAAAAUGAAACAUCUUUUCAAAUAA